AUGCGUAAUACUCAAUUGGACCCAACGCGAUACGUCGAUGCGCUAGCCUACGAAGAGUACCAAUGGCGAAAGGGACAAGAGUUGGUGGUGUCCGAAUGUGUUGUUGGCUCUCCCUCGGAAGUAUUUGACGCGUGGAUAGAGGAAGUUUGGCUUGCAGGGGGAUUCGAGCAGCACGAGGGCGAAGGCCGAGGCUACGUUGGCCACAUACGUCGCAUUUCACUGGGUGUUGAGGAGCAAAUUCUGUCAGUUGGACUACCGAUGGACGAUAUAGUAGAUAGUGACGGAGGGCGACCAAGUUUUGCUGCUACCCAAUGGGACUCUUCGAAGAUCCCUUCGGUCUACUAUAAGAUCCGCAAGUUUGGACUGUUUCCAGUUUUGAACUACUUUGCGUUCGUGCAGUUCAUCGACGUCGCUGCGUCUCCAGAAAGCACGCCGGCAACGCUUGUGAUCUGGUCGCUAAAGAUGGAGCCCAGCGUUAUUGGGUAUCUUUUCUGUUGCGGUGGAUUCACCAAGGUUAUCCUGCGGUGGGCGUUGCAAAGCUUGCUGAGAGCUCUAGCCGUAAGUGCUGCCGCAAAGACAAACCGGCAUUUGGAAUAG
Molecule: messenger RNA, 597 nt
Organism: Peronospora belbahrii
Lineage: Eukaryota; Oomycota; Peronosporomycetes; Peronosporales; Peronosporaceae
Source: the annotation of a GenBank genome assembly